Cebus imitator (Panamanian white-faced capuchin) is the source of this 1392-nucleotide messenger RNA. It is a transcript of the gene RABIF, whose product is annotated as RAB interacting factor. Gene Ontology annotation, molecular function: guanyl-nucleotide exchange factor activity; zinc ion binding. The coding region runs from base 319 to 870 and encodes 183 amino acids. The record is from RefSeq and is a predicted model, not a curated record. Gene Ontology annotation, cellular component: membrane; cytosol. Lineage: Eukaryota; Metazoa; Chordata; Mammalia; Primates; Cebidae. Gene Ontology annotation, biological process: small GTPase-mediated signal transduction; post-Golgi vesicle-mediated transport. The transcript has 2 exons.
GCUUCCACACAUCUUUUUUCCAGUACCAAAAAGAUACCUGCCCCUCUAAGUAGUUUCCUAUAGAAGAAGCUAAUGUGGCUAAAAUUUGAGGGGAUGUCCGACCCAGAUUCCCUUCACAUUGCCCCUAAUAAAGUCCCCAUUCAUUCAGGAGACUAAAUUCAGAUCUCAGAAAACUAAACAGUAAGGUCAACGUAAUGAUUUAUUUGUUUAGGUCUUACUAUUAAGCACAGUGACCAGGUGGGUAAGGAGAUGUGUCACUGGUCCCGAGAAGUGUCCCUGUCACAAAGCCUGUCGACACCUAGCCACUCAGGUUAGGCAAUGAAUGAAGGCGCCUGCGCAGUAGAGUCCAGACAGGGGAAGCGGGCGCCUGCGCACAGAAGUAGUGACCGUCCGCUCCCCGCUCCCGCCUCUGCCAAGCCGCGCCAGCGCAGUGAGGAUCAACGCAGCAAAGACAGCGCCUGCGCGCCCGUGGUUGAGGAGCCUGUGGCGGCAGCGGCGAUGGAACCGGCAGAGCAGCUGAGCGAGUUAGUGUCAGCCGAGGGCCGAAACCGGAAGGCGGUGCUGUGCCAGCGUUGCGGCUCCCGGGUGCUGCAGCCAGGGACCGCUCUUUUCUCGCGCCGACAGCUCUUCCUUCCCUCCAUGAGAAAGAAGCCAGCUCUGUCUGACGGCAGCAAUCCCGAAGGCGAUCUCCUUCAGGAACACUGGCUGGUUGAGGACAUGUUCAUUUUUGAGAACGUGGGCUUCACCAAGGACGUGGGCAACAUCAAGUUUCUGGUCUGCGCAGACUGUGAAAUUGGACCAAUUGGCUGGCAUUGCCUAGAUGACAAGAACAGUUUCUAUGUGGCCUUGGAACGAGUUUCCCAUGAGUAACUGAGGGGAGGGGUACUCAGCUCCACCCCCAAAGAUAAACUUGUUCCCCACAAGAACUGGCAUUUAAUGUGGUGUAACUGUUCCGCUGCCUUCUUCUCUAUGCUAAUAUAAACACCGAGUACCAGCAUGUCCACUUGAACAUGCAGAGGGUUCACCCUGCUUCCUAAAGCCUCACGUACAUUCCUCCUGCUUAGUUCACUUGCAUCACAUUUCCUAAGCUCCCUUUUCUCCCCCAGUUUUGGAACACUGCGCUUCCACAAAUCUUGUCUUUUCCCUGGCAUUCUGCCUAGGCUCUGUUUUACCCAGGGGCUCCCUCUUUUUCUUGCUCUAAAAGAGAAGUGUUCAACCUUUUGGCAGUGAUGACACAUGGCAAAAGAUGCUUAUGUGCUAAUAGUUGAAAGUCUGCCUUUUUCUCAUUCAAGAAAGCAUACAAACAUCUGAAAGUGGCUUUGUUGUAUGGCUACACUUGUGAUCUACAGUAACGUACCCUUUCUAAAAGUAAAGCAUUUACAAAACUCAGUA